GGCGUCGAGCCUGUUCCACCAGCUCCGGAAAAUGCGCUGUCAUGCCAAAAAAAUCCCUAACACCCCAGUUUUCCCCUCCCGUGAUCCAGAAUUCCCCCAUUCCCGCACGAAGCCCCAUUCCCCAUCUCCGGGAUGAUGGGUUUGGCCCGCAGCCAGCGAGGGGUUAACGGGGGAGGGAUCCGGGGGGGUUGAUCCUCAUUCCGGCCGAACUGGAAAGGUGAGGUAGGAAAAGGGCAACGCCUUCACCUGGGCAACGCCUUCACCUGGAGCCGCACAUGGUGCCGGCAGCUCUGAAGGACCCCAAACCUUCCCCCGGCAGGAGCCGACGCGAUGGAGAGAGAUCAGCCCCACCUGAGCUCAGACCUGACCACCCCGUACCUGAGGAAGGCUCCCACGCCCCCCGGCCAUGAGGACGCCGACACGGCCGUGAUCGCAGUGGUGAUCACCCUGGUGUUCCUGACGCUGCUGACCGUGCUGGCGGUGAUCGGGAUUUACCUGUACCGCAACCAGGGCUCCUACCGCACCUACGAGCAGCCCGAGGCGGACGCGGCCCCGCGGGAGGAGCCUCCGGCCAAGGAGAAGGAGGAAUAUUUUAUCUAA
Onychostruthus taczanowskii (white-rumped snowfinch) is the source of this 600-nucleotide messenger RNA. It is a transcript of the gene SMAGP, whose product is annotated as small cell adhesion glycoprotein. Lineage: Eukaryota; Metazoa; Chordata; Aves; Passeriformes; Passeridae. The transcript has 4 exons. The record is from RefSeq and is a predicted model, not a curated record. Bases 331 to 600 code for a protein of 89 amino acids.